Molecule: messenger RNA, 2614 nt
Organism: Orbicella faveolata
Lineage: Eukaryota; Metazoa; Cnidaria; Anthozoa; Scleractinia; Merulinidae
Product: trafficking protein particle complex subunit 13-like
Cellular component (GO): TRAPPIII protein complex
Source: RefSeq, a predicted model, not a curated record
AAAACAAAAUGGACACCGGGUUGCGGGAAAGAGAACACUUGCUAACUUUAAAAGUAAUGAGAUUGACCAGACCAUCGUUGUACACCAGUGUUCCCGUGACAAAUGAAACCCAAGAUUUACCAGAAAAUACUUUUGAGGAUGCACAGCUGUCUGAUAUAACCUCUGUCAAGGGCCUCAGUAAAUUUGCUUUGGGUGAAUUGUUUGUCUUGCCACAGACUUUUGGAAACAUAUUCCUAGGUGAAGUAUUUUCAAGUUAUGUCAGUGUUCAUAAUGAUAGUAACCAACCAGUGAAAGAUAUUGUGAUUAAGACUGAUCUACAGACGUCAUCUCAGAGACUGACCCUGUCAGGUACAGCUAACAUGCCAGUUGCUAAACUUGAUCCUGAGGAGAGCUUUGAUCAGGUUAUUCAACAUGAGGUCAAAGAACUAGGAACACACAUUCUUGUGUGUGCUGUGAGCUAUGCAUCCUUAACAGGCGAGAAAAUGUACUUCCGGAAGUUCUUUAAAUUCCAGGUUCUAAAACCUCUUGACGUUAAAACAAAGUUUUACAAUGCUAUGGAUGAUGAAGUAUUCCUUGAGGCUCAAGUGCAGAACAUAACAUCAAGUCCAAUGGUUAUGGAGUCAGUCAAGUUAGAGCCAUCAUCUACAUACACUGUCAAAGAUCUUAAUGUCAUCCCGGUUGAACAGAAAAUUGGAGAGGAGACUGGUACAAAAAGUAUAUUUGGUCAGGGGUCAUACAUGAACCCCAACGACACCAGACAGUAUCUGUACAGGCUGACUCCAGUAGCACCCACGGACAAGAAUAUCAAGGUGGCUAAUGUUGUUGGGAAAUUGGAUAUUGUUUGGAGAACAGCUUUUGGAGAAAGAGGAAGACUUCAAACUAGUCAACUGCAGAGAGUGUCUCCUCCAGUGUUAGAUAUCAAAAUGAGUGUUGUCCAAAUCCCAGAUGCAGUAUUAGUGGAGAAAAGGUUUCCAUUGAAACUUAAAUUAAGAAACACAUGUGAUAGAAAGAUGGACCUGAAACUGUUCAUGACAAAAAGUAAAGAUGGUGGACUGAUGUGGUGUGGUACAUCUGGCAAGAGUUUAGGUCUUCUUCUUCCUGGAAAUUCAGUGGAGUUACAACUUAACCUGCUUCCACUUGCUGCUGGAAUGCAAAGUGUUGGAGGCUUGCAAAUUGUAGACUGCCUUUCUUCACGGACGUACGAGUUGGACAACUUGUCACAAGUGUUUGUUUAUUCAUCAGAAAUAUCACCAUUCCUUCAUCAACACUAAUGAGCUGAUGACAAGUAGUCACCUACAAACAGAUACCCCCAUCUGGAACAACAUCCAAUAACACUGAUCUUUAGUGCGACUGAUAUGAUAUUUCUAAGAAUGAGGAAAAUAAACUGUCUUCGAUGUUGGUUUUUACAUUUACAUGUAGAAACUAGACACGAGUCAGAAAGAGUAAAUGUCAGGGUAUUGGGUAAGAAGUUUCCAAUCAAUAUCUUGUAAUCGAUAGUUGUGGAAGCUUCUCACGGAAAGGUUAUGUUCCAAAAGCAUACAUUGAACACAUUGUUCCAAACCAGAAUAAUUAAAUAAUUUAUUACCACAAAACCAUCCUACAGACUCUCUUCAGGGAAGAGUGCUUGAUAAAACAACGUAGUUAGCAACCUUUUUCCUCCCAAAAAAUACCCCAGAAGAUUUGGAAGUUAUUAAGGGUGCAUUUCCUUUGUUACAUACUGGUAAUGUUAUGCAAGUAGCUUUAGAGUCGUUAGUAAAUAACAAGUAAAAACAAUUAUGCUGUGAUGAUCCAGGUCAAAUAAUAAAAGAUGCUUGGAUCAUAGUACAUCAGAGAAACCAAUGAAUCCACUCUGGAAAAGGACAGGAAUCUUGGAUCAAAGGAAAGCACCCUGUUCUGUUCAAGUCUUACGACAGUAAAUUAAAAUAGUGUUACCUUACCUAUGAAUGAAAACCAACCGUUACCUUAACUGGAGGCUAACUAGAGUAAAGAAGCUAAUCAACUGUCUAAACCUCAGACGCCAAAUGUUUGGAAGGUAGAGAGACAAAGAAAGCUAAAAGUCUUUUGGUACUGAAACAAAAUGAAAUAUAAUUUACCAGUAUGUACUAGCAUAAAACUAUUUACAGCAAACAAAUACCUUUUGAACUGAAAGGAUUAAUUGUCUGGAUAACAGGGUAAUUUUAUGUUCACUGUCAUUCAGUUUUUCUUUCAAAAUCCUGUUCUUGUAAAGAACACUAGUUUUGGGACCUUAGUCAUUUAGUUCCUUGUCGUUGUACUCAAAAGACACUCUCUUCAUAAAGAAUUAUACAAUCUAUUGGAUAUUUAUAGGUAUUGCUUAGGUAUUGCUUAUGUAUUGCUUAUCUUUGUCUGUCUUCAAAUGUCAAGCCCUACUUUUCAUAAUGUAGUUACUGCUAAUCAACCUUUUCCUGUACAAUUUAGCUUUGACUAGCAGCACCUAGUAUCUUACACAAAAAGCAUACUUUUGUUCUCAUAACCAGUCCUGUACUGUUAAUUACAAACAUAACAUUGUUAUCAACUGCAAACCAAGUAAUGCCUUUUUACAUGUAUGUUCUUCACUGUUCUUUAUAGAAUAAAAUCCAGUUGAUGUAUGAUGGAA